Molecule: messenger RNA, 12902 nt
Organism: Scophthalmus maximus (turbot)
Lineage: Eukaryota; Metazoa; Chordata; Actinopteri; Pleuronectiformes; Scophthalmidae
Gene: nf1a
Product: neurofibromin 1a
Exons: 57
Coding region: 199-8529 (2776 amino acids)
Biological process (GO): regulation of GTPase activity
Source: RefSeq, a predicted model, not a curated record
ACCAGUUUCUCUGAAGAAGACUUCCGGUGGUGUGUCAUGGCGGUGGCAUGGUGAAUCCUACAGAAAGGGAAAAAUACUCGCCCCCGUGGUCCUCUCCCGUCGACUCAGACCACAUUUUCUCACAGAAAUAAACGUGUCAGCUUCGGCGUCGCACUUUGGAUUAGUCCGCACGGAGCUGCGGUGUCCCCCCGCCCGGCCAUGGCGGCUCACAAACCCGUGGAGUGGGUCCAGGCCGUGAUUACUAGAUUCGAUGAGCAGCUUCCCAUUAAAGUUGGUCACCAGAACACCCACACCAAAGUCAGCACAGAGCACAACAAAGAAUGUUUGAUCAACAUCUCCAAGUACAAGUUCUCCCUCGUCAUCAGUGGCCUCACUACCAUCCUCAAAAAUGUCAACAACAUGCGGAUAUUUGGAGAAGCCUCUGAAAAGAACCUCUACCUCUCCCAGCUCAUCAUCCUGGAUACACUGAAGAAGUGCCUGGCUGGGCAAUCUAAGGACUGCUUGCGUUUGGAUGAGACCAUGCUGGUCAAACAGCUGCUGCCAGAGAUCUGCCAUUUCAUCUAUACGUACCGUGAGGGCAACCAGCAUGCAACAGAGCUCCGGUCCUCUGCCUCAGCGGUCCUCUUCUCUCUGAGCUGCAACAACUUCAAUGCCGUCUUCAGCCGUAUCUCCACCAGGCUCCAGGAGCUGACGGUGUGCUCUGAGGACAAUGUGGAUGUUCAUGACAUAGAGCUGAUGCAGUAUAUCAAUGUGGACUGUGCCAAGCUGAAGAGGCUGCUUCAAGAAACUGCACUGAAGUUUAGAGCUCUCAAAAAGCCUGCCCAGCUAGCAGUCAUCAACAGUUUAGAGAAGGCAUUUUGGAACUGGGUGGAGAAUUACCCUGACGAGUUCACCAUGCUCUACCAGCGACCACAGGCAGAUAUGGCAGAAGCGGCAGAGAAGUUGUUUGAUCUGGUGGACAGCUUUGCAGAAAGUGCCAAGAGGAAGGCAGCUGUGUGGCCCCUGCAGAUCAUCCUCCUAAUCCUUUGUCCAGAGAUAACACACACCAUCUCCAAAGACACUGUAGAAGACAGCAAAGCCAACAAGAAACUGUUCUUGGACAGUUUGAGGAAAGCUUUAGCAGGCCAGGGUGGCAGCAAGCAGCUGACGGAGAGUGCUGCAAUCGCCUGUGUCAAACUCUGUAAAGCCUCGACCUAUAUCAACUGGGAGGAUCACUCCACCAUUUUCCUCCUGGUGCAGUCUAUCGUCAUGGAUCUCAAGGCUCUGCUCUUCAACCCAGCCAAACCUUUCUGGAGAGGUACAGGCAGCCAGAAUGCUGACGUGGAACUUAUGAUGGACUGCUUUGUCUCCUGUUUCCGCAUCAGUCCUCACAACAACCAGCACUUUAAGGUCUGUUUGUCCUCCUCCUCCCCCUCCACCUUUCACUUUGUCCUGGUCAACUCAUUGCACAGAAUAAUCACUAACUCCCAUCUUGACUGGUGGCCUAAGAUCGACACAGUGUACUGCCACUCUGGAGAGCUCCGCUUUAUGUUCUCAGACACCCUCAAUCGGGUGAUCCAAGGCGUCAGCACCCACGCUCCACUGCGCAUGACACCGAGUCUGACAUUCAAAGGGAAGAUGACUACCAGCCUUAAGUUCAAAGAGAAAACCACAGACCUGGACACUCGAAGUUACAAGUGCCUCCUCCUUGCUCUGGUCAAACUCAUCCAUGCUGACCCCAAACUCUUGUUGCAUAACCCAGUGAAGCAAGCCCCAGAGAUGCAAAGCAGCACAGCAGAGCUCAUCACCGGCUUGGUGCAGCUAGUGCCUCUAAACAACACCACCCAGCUGUCACAAGAAGCCAUGGAGGCUCUUUUGGUUCUACACCAGCCAGAUACCAUAGAGCUGUGGAAUCCCGAUGCCCCCAUAGAGACAUUUUGGGACAUCAGUUCACAGGUGCUCUUCCUCAUCUGCCGCAAGCUGAUUGGCCAGCAGAUGGUGAAUGGGACAGAAGUUCUGAAGUGGCUAAGGGAGAUCCUCAUCUGCAGGAACAAGUUCCUGCUCAAAAACAAGGAGUGUGCCACUGUUGGUGGUGGGAUUCCCAUUUGCCGACAGGCGCAGACAAAGCUGGAGGUGUGUCUCUACAUGUUCCUGUGGAGUUCAGACACUGAGGCGGUGUUGGUGGCCAUGUCUUGUUUCCGCCACCUCUGUGAGGAGGCUGACAUCCGCAGCGCUGCUGAUGAAGUGCCUGUACAGAACAUCCUGCCCAACUACCCUACCUUCAGUGAACUGGCCUCUGUGAGCAACUUGAUGGGAACGGGACGAUCCACCUUGCAGAAGAGGGUGAUGGCCUUGUUAAGGAGGAUAGAGCACCCCACGCCAGGAAAUAUCGAGGGUUGGGAGGACACGUAUGCUAAAUGGGACCAGGCUACCAAACAGAUUCUCAACUUUCCCAAGAACAAGGCUGAUGAUGGGCAGCAGGAGUGGAUCAACAUGACGGGCUUCCUAUGUGCUCUUGGCGGUGUUUGUCUCCAUCAACGCAGCACCCCAGGCCCAGCCACCUACAGCCCACCUAUGGGUCCCAUGAGUGAGCGCAAACACUCCAUGAUCUCCAUGGGCCCCUGCGAGAUGUCCAACUCCAUGGCGUCAGCUGCAUCCUGCUCCUCAUCGGCCUCUAGUGAGACGCCCGUUAGCCGCUUCCUGGACCGGCUGUUGGCCCUGCUUGUGUGUGGCCAUGACAGGGUUGGACUCCAUGUUCGCUCUAAUGUUAAAGACCUGCUGGGGCUGGAGCUCAGCCCCGCCCUCUACCCCAUGCUCUUCAACAAGUUGAGGAACAGCAUUGGAAAGUUCUUUGACACACAAGGACCGGUUCCUAUCAACGACACUAACACCCAAUUUGUGGAGCAGACCAUAGCCAUCAUGAAGAACCUGUUAGACAGCCAUACAGAGGGCAGCUCGGAGCACCUUGGACAGGCCAGCAUCGAGACCAUGAUGCUCAACCUGGUCAGGUAUGUGCGCAUCUUGGGCAACGUGGUUCAUGCGAUCCAGAUCAAAACCAAGCUGUGCCAACUGGUGGAGGUGAUGAUGGAGAGAAGAGACGACCUGUCCUUCUGCCAGGAGAUGAAGUUCAGGAACAAGAUGGUGGAGUACCUGACAGACUGGGUGAUGGGAACCUCCAACCAAGCUGCUGAUGAUGACAUCAAGUGCCUCACAAGAGACCUGGACCAGGCCAGUAUGGAGGCAGUGGUGUCUCUGUUAGCUGGCCUUCCUCUGCAGCCAGAGGAGGGGGACGGAGUAGAGCUGAUGGAGGCCAAAUCUCAGCUCUUUCUCAAGUACUUCACCCUGUUCAUGAACCUGCUGAAUGACUGCAGUGAGGUGGAGGACGAGGGCCAGGCAGUGGGGGGACGCAAAAGAGGAAUGUCUCGCCGACUGGCCUCGCUCCGCCACUGCACCGUCCUAGCCAUGUCCAACCUGCUCAAUGCUAACGUAGACAGUGGCCUCAUGCACUCGAUUGGUCUGGGCUACCACAAGGACCUGCAGACUCGAGCCACCUUCAUGGAGGUGCUGACCAAGAUCCUGCAGCAGGGAACAGAGUUCGACACGCUGGCGGAGACCGUACUAGCUGACCGCUUUGAGAGGCUGGUGGAGCUGGUCACCAUGAUGGGAGACCAGGGAGAGCUGCCAAUCGCCAUGGCUCUGGCUAACGUGGUUCCUGGAUCUCAGUGGGAUGAGCUAGCCCGAGUCCUGGUGACACUGUUUGACUCCCGGCACCUGCUCUACCAGCUGCUGUGGAACAUGUUCUCUAAAGAGGUGGAGCUGGCUGACUCCAUGCAAACUCUCUUCAGAGGAAACAGCCUAGCCAGCAAAAUUAUGACCUUCUGUUUCAAGGUUUAUGGGGCAGCGUACCUGCAGAAGCUACUGGAGCCUUUAUUAAGAGGAGUGAUCACCACUCCUGACCACAUCAGCUUUGAGGUGGACCCCACCAGGCUGGAACAAGGCGAGAACCUGGAAGAGAACCAGAGGAACCUGCUGCAGAUCACUGAACGCUUCUUCCAGGCUAUCAUUGGUUCAUCCAGCGAGUUCCCCCCACAGCUCCGCAGUGUCUGCCAUUGUCUUUAUCAGGCUACUUGCCACUCUCUACUGAAUAAAGCAACAGUAAAAGAAAAAAAGGAAAACAAAAAAGCAGUGGUGAGUCAGCGCUUCCCUCAGAACAGCAUUGGUGCAGUGGGCAGCGCCAUGUUUCUGAGAUUUGUCAACCCAGCUAUUGUGUCCCCAUAUGAGGCUGGCAUCUUGGACAAGAAGCCCUUGCCCAGGAUAGAACGGGGUCUCAAACUCAUGUCCAAGAUUCUACAGAGCAUUGCAAACCAUGUCUUGUUUACAAAAGAAGAACACAUGAGGCCUUUUAAUGACUUUGUAAAGAGCAACUUUGAUUCAGCCAGGAGGUUUUUCUUGGACAUAGCCUCUGACUCUCCACCCAGCGAUACUGUCAAUCACAGUCUGUCGUUUAUCAGUGAUGGUAAUGUGCUGGCCCUCCAUCGCCUGCUGUGGAACAACCAGGAGAGGAUUGGCCAGUACCUCUCGAGUAACAGGGAUCACAAGGCUGUAGGCAGGCGACCUUUUGACAAGAUGGCAACCCUGCUCGCCUACUUGGGACCUCCUGAACACAAACCUGUAGCUGACACUCAUUGGUCCAGUCUUAACCUGACGAGCUCCAAGUUUGAGGAGUUCAUGACAAGACACCAGGUCCAUGAAAAGGAGGAGUUCAAAGCCUUAAAGACCCUCAAUAUCUUCUACCAGGCAGGAACGUCCAAGACUGGGAACCCAGUGUUCUACUAUGUGGCCCGCAGGUUCAAAACGGGGCAGAUCAACGGUGACCUACUCAUCUAUCAUGUCCUCCUUACCCUCAAACCCUACUAUGCCAAGCCAUAUGAGAUAGUUGUAGACUUAACCCAUGUAGGACCCAGCAAUCGCUUCAAGACCGACUUCCUAUCCAAGUGGUUUGUGGUCUUUCCUGGCUUCGCCUAUGAAAACGUAGCAGCUGUUUAUGUGUACAAUUGCAACACAUGGGUGAGAGAGUACACCAAAUACCAUGAGCGGCUUCUGACAGGCCUGAAAGGCAGCAAGCGACUCCAGUUUAUUGACUCUCCUGCUAAACUGGCCGAGCAUAUCGAACCUGACCAGCAGAAGCUGCCUGCAGCCACGCUGACCCUGGAGGAAGACCUCAAAGUUUUCCAUAAUGCCCUUAAGCUGGCCCAUAAAGACACCAAGGUCUCAAUAAAGGUGGGUUCGACAGCAGUUCAGGUGACUUCAGCCGAGCGCACACGUGUCCUCGGCCAGCCAGUCUUCCUCAAUGAUGUCUACUACGCGUCGGAGAUUGAGGAGAUUUGCCUGGUGGAUGAGAGCCAGUUCACCCUCACCAUGGCCAAUCAGGGCACACCACUCACAUUCAUGCACCAGGAGUGUGAUGCAAUCGUCCAGUCCAUCAUCCAUAUCAGGACGCGCUGGGAGCUGUCGCAGCCCGACUCUAUACCACAGCACACCAAGAUCCGUCCAAAAGAUGUUCCUGGCACUCUGCUCAACAUCGCUCUGCUCAACCUUGGCAGUUCUGAUCCCAGCCUCAGGUCUGCAGCCUACAAUCUGUUGUGUGCUUUGACCUGCACCUUUAACUUGAAGAUAGAGGGACAGCUGCUGGAGACGUCAGGCCUGUGCAUCCCGGCCAACAACACCCUCUUCAUUGUCUCCAUCAGCAAGACUCUAGCUGCCAAUGAGCCCCAUCUGACACUGGAGUUUCUGGAGGAGUGCAUCUCGGGCUUCAGCAAGUCCAGUAUUGAGCUGAAGCAUCUCUGCCUGGAGUACAUGACACCCUGGCUGCUCAACCUGGUUCGCUUCUGUAAGCACAAUGAUGAUGCCAAGCGCCAGCGCGUCACUGCAAUUUUGGACAAACUCAUCACCAUGACCAUCAAUGAAAAGCAGAUGUAUCCGUCUAUCCAAGCUAAGAUCUGGGGAAGCCUCGGCCAGAUAACAGACCUGCUGGAUGUGGUGUUGGACAGCUUCAUUAAGACAAGUGCCACAGGAGGCCUAGGCUCCAUCAAAGCAGAGGUCAUGGCUGAUACUGCAGUGGCUUUGGCAUCAGGGAAUGUCAAACUGGUCUCCAGCAAGGUUAUUGGACGGAUGUGCAAGAUCAUAGACAAGACAUGCUUGUCGCCAACACCCACGCUGGAGCAGCAUCUUAUGUGGGACGAUAUUGCAAUCUUGGCACGCUACAUGCUCAUGCUGUCUUUCAACAACUCCCUCGAUGUUGCAGCCCACCUGCCCUACCUGUUCCACGUAGUAACCCUGCUGGUAGCCACCGGGCCGCUGUCACUCAGGGCUUCCACCCAUGGUUUGGUUAUAAACAUCAUCCACUCCCUCUGCACCUGCUCUCAGCUCAACUUCAGUGAGGAGACAAAGCAGGUGCUGAGGCUAAGCCUGACUGAAUUCUCCCUGCCCAAGUUUUACCUGCUGUUCGGCAUCAGUAAAGUCAAGUCAGCCGCCGUCAUUGCCUUCCGCUCCAGCUACAGAGACCGCUCCUUCUCACCGGGCUCUUACGAGAGGGAGACGUUCGCCCUGUCCUCCCUGGAGACCGUCACUGAGGCCUUACUAGAGAUCAUGGAGGCCUGUAUGAGGGACAUCCCAGCCUGCAAGUGGUUAGACCAGUGGACAGAACUUGCACAGAAGUUUGCAUUCCAGUAUAACCCGUCUCUCCAGCCAAGAGCACUGGUGGUGUUUGGCUGCAUCAGUAAAAGAGUGAGCCAUGGCCAGAUCAAGCAGAUCAUCCGAAUCCUCAGCAAGGCAAGCCCCCUGCUCAGCAUCGACCGGGGUCUGGAGAGCUGUCUGAAGGGACCAGACAAUUACAACAGCCAAGUAUUAAUAGAGGCCACAGUCAUUGCUCUAACCAAGUUGCAGCCUCUUCUCAAUAAGGAGUCCCCCAUGCACAAAGCUCUGUUCUGGGUCGCAGUAGCUGUGCUGCAGCUGGAUGAAGUCAACCUGUACUCUGCUGGAACUGCCCUGCUGGAGCAGAACCUCCAUACUCUUGACACAAUGCGCAUUUUCAACGACAAGAGUCCAGAAGAAGUGUUCAUGGAGAUCAGACAUCCCUUAGAGUGGCACUGUAAGCAGAUGGAUCAUUUUGUGGGCCUCAAUUUUAGUGCUAAUUUCAACUUUGCACUGGUGGGCCACCUACUCAAAGGCUACAGACACCCAUCACCCACCACAGUAGCGAGAACAGUGAGAAUCCUUCACACACUGCUGGCUCUCAUCAGCAAACACCUGAAAUGUGACAAGUUUGAGGUCAACACCCAGAGUGUGGCCUAUCUGGCUGCACUGCUCACUGUAUCUGAAGAGGUACGAAGUCGCUGCAGCCUCAAACACAGAAAGUCACUACUGAUGUCUGACUUGUCCAUGGACCCAGUGCCCAUGGAAACCUACUCCAGUCACAUCUCUGAUCCCAGCUGCAGAACUCUGCGAGAGACUCAGCCGUGGACGUCACCUCAGGUUUCAGAGCGCUACCUUUCAGCCCAUCACUACUCCACAGUGGGCCAGAUCAGCCCGCGAACACGCAAGUCCAUGAGCCUUGACAUGGGUCAGCCCUCACAAGCCAACACCAAGAAGCUUCUGGGCACCAGGAAGAGUUUUGAUCACCUCAUAUCAGACUCCAAAGCACCAAAAAGACCAGAGAUGGAGUCGGGUAUGACAACUCCUCCCAAGAUGAGGCGUGUAGCAGAGAACGACUACGAGAUGGAGACGCAGAGAAUUGGAAACUCUCACCUUCGUAAAGUGUCUGUAUCAGAGUCCAACGUUCUGCUGGAUGAGGAGGUGCUGACAGACCCAAAGAUCCAGGCUCUGCUCCUCACUGUGCUGGCCACCCAGGUCAAAUACACUACUGAUGACUUUGACCAACGGAUUCUGUACGAGUACUUGGCUGAAGCAAGCGUUGUCUUCCCAAAGGUUUUCCCAGUUGUCCAUAACCUGCUAGACUCAAAAAUCAACACUGUGCUGUCCAUGUGCCAAGACACCAAUCUCCUCAACCCCGUCCACGGGAUCGUCCAGAGUGUGGUGUACCAUGAGGAGUCGCCGCCCCAGUACCAGCCAUCCUAUUUACAAAGCUUCGGCUUUAAUGGACUUUGGAGGUUUGCCGGACCCUUCUCUAAGCAAACCCAGAUACCAGAUUAUGCCGAGCUCAUUGUCAAGUUUUUGGAGGCACUGAUUGACAGCUACCUGCCAGCAGCUGACGAGGAGCGAGGGGAGGAGCAGCUGAGGACGCCCACCUCCCCCUACCCCCCCACCAGCCAGAGCCAGCUCAGCAUCACUGCCAACCUCAACCUGUCCAACUCCAUGACCUCACUGGCUACUUCACAGCACUCACCAGGCGUGGACAAGGAGAAUGUCCAGCUGUCCCCCAGCUCUGCUCUGUCCAGUGGGGGUCGCACUCGCCACGGUUCAGCCAGUCAGGUCCAGAAGCAACGCAGUGCCGGCAGCUUCAAGAGACCCAGUAUCAAGAAGAUUGUCUGAUCAGCCAGAGAACACCAUCCCAUUCACAUCACAUGAUUUUGCAUUGAGGAGAAAUAUUACCAACUUGAAUUCUGUGUUGCUUAAGGUUUAUCAAAUCUAUUAUUUGAGCCUUUCUGUGGUGUUGGAGAAGGUUCUGUUCAAUCGUUUCUCCUCACUUCUAAGCGCCUGCUGACACAUGCAUCUGCAGAAAAGGCUGUUGGGAAUAACUCUGGACAUGAAGAUGAAGUUAUGGACAUGGACUACUUGAGUUUGAACUGUAACAUCCCUUAGCCUUCCUCAUGAAUAAAAACUCCUUGAGAUGGACCAAAAUUAAAGCAACAGCGGCGGGAGGCUGUAUCUAUGACAGGACCUUCCCUCUGGUCCUACUCGGACAAGUCAGCUCCCCUCUCGCGGUUUUGUACAUAUUUUACAUAGACAGAUUAUGUAUAACCAGUCCUUAGUGCUAAUUUCAAUGUAGAUGAUUUCUCCAUGGUGUGCCUUUGUCAGGGGUUUUCAGUGUGUACAAUUUGUAAAGUAAAGGUCAAACCUUGCUGAGGACAAAGAACAGGUACUAAUUAUGGAGGCAAGCUGUCCAUAUCACCACAAGUUCACACAAGCUGCGUCAUGACUGGCCUCGAAUGAUCGUCAAAUAUACAAUCCUCCAUUUACCUUGUUGCCUGAAAGUAUUUAUCCUGUACAGCUAGAUAAUGCUACACAAAUCAUCUUCUUUUUAAACACUUUCAAAGUAUCAAUAUGAAGGUUGCAAAACAGGGGAAAGGGGAAACAACUGUGUAAAUAGCUCAAAGCUUUUUUGUUUGUUUUUUGUGCAAUUGCUUUUAUUUAGCAAAUGUUUGUUGCAAUUUGGUUGGUUAUAUUUUGUAUGAACCGAAUUUUCAGCAGCAUAGCAUUUUCAUUUGUUUACACAGUAAAAGCAAAAUUGUGUAAUAGGCAAUAAUCCUCAACUAAUUUUUCAACCACCGAUUAUUUUGUGCAGUGUACUGGGACAACACAUCACUAUGUCAGUUUUGUGAAAUAUAAAGCCACCUCCAAGUUGACAUUGAGAAAUAACUUUUAAUAAUUACAUCCAGUGAUCAUUUUUAAACAAAAUUGGCAAUAGCCAUUAUGUUUAAUCCCACCACAAAAGAACACACCGCCAUUUCUUUCCCCUCAGCUGUCUGAGCUGAACCCACUGUUGUGGGAGGUUUGUCCACCCUAAGAUAACCUUUGUCAGUUUGUUAGGGCCAUGCAGCAUUGGACACUAUAGUGUUGAUGGAGUGAAAAUAUUUUUUUUCUACAGAAAUUUAUUGUUUACAAAAGUACUCUUUCCAAAGUCAGGAAUUCACUAACACACUUAGAAUGAGCCACAUUUCUCAAAAGCACAGAUCAGAGGUAGUCUUAAAUGACAAUAAAUAAUCUGAUCAAAAAAGUUAACAGGACAAGGAAUCUAGCCAAACAUGUCAUGCCAUCACUGGACUCUUUUAGCUACACACAGUUAAGUCAGAAUGAACUCACCUCUGAUUUCAGUAUUCUCUAACUCCAGCACAAUAAAGUGUUGAGGGAGUUCCAUCAUUUCCACACAGUGGCGAAAUAUGAAUCCUCCACAGAUGUGAUACACAAACAGUCAACAUCUGGUGUCAGUAGCAGUGAUUCAAUGCUGAUGUCAGUCUGGUACUGACUGACAUGAGGACCGAGCUAUUCAAUGCAACUCUGUUAUGCUAGCUUUAUGUCUACGUGUCCACACUAUGUCAUCUGUCUGCGACACAGGUAGAGCCGUACGUUCUGUUUAUAUAUCAUGGAGGGAGGUAAUAAGGAUUCAUCAGGCCGGACGUUAUUUCACAAUUAAUAUUCCAACAAGAUCUACAACUACUUGCAAUAGCUGCAAAGGAAUAUUUUGAGGGGUGGCAGUGGCACUACAAAUUAUUAUUAAACUAAAUCAAGCAUCUCCAGAAGCAUGAUGCCAAUAAAUAACAGGUCAUUUAACUUGUGUGUUGUCAGGCCCUUAAACAUUGAUUCCAAAGCUGUCACCAUACAGAACUCAUAGAUUGAUUCAUUAUUCCUAUAGUGUGAGAUGGAGAUUUCCUUUAGGAGCUGUAAUAAUCAACCAGGUUAUUGCUGGUGUAAAAGCCAGAAGUUGGAUUUUAGAUCAGCCCACUGUUCCCUCAGCACAUCAGGUACUGCAGGGGAACCGGUAGUCGACUUUCAAAAACAUGUUUCAGGCACAUCAGCUACACAUCACAUCAGCUACACAUAAUUGCAGACUGUUCUCCAUAGUAUUUCAGAUGAUUUAGUUGAAUUUGUUUCCAAAAUUACAGUCAGCAAUUGGCUAUCUCGUGUUUUAUACAAGAGCAAUCAGAGAGGUCCGUGCCGUCUGUGUUUUCUCAGAACUGCAUGUGCUUCUACUGUACACAAACAAUCUUCAACAGAACCCAAUACAUUGUCAUGACUGAAACCAAUGACAUUUCAGUUGAAAAAAAUGAUGUUUUAGGUCUUUUAGAAAGUGUCAUCUCAGAAUUUGUCCACCAGGGAGCAUUUUAUUUUUCCACUGUAAAAUAAUCUGUGGACUUAUAAUAUUUAACAACAAAUGGCGGAAUCAAAACACGACUUCGUGGAUUUAAGGCAGAGUCGAGUUUGCAUUAGCACAACACAAUGAUGCCUCUUUGACAUGAUGGUCAUUGCGAUGGAUGACACCUGCCUGCAGGUUGAUUUAGAUGAACUGAAAUAACUGGGAACUAAUGGCUGCCUAGAGAGUGGCGUGACCUACUGACAGAUUAAAAACACCAUGGUUUAUUGUAAACUGGUCUAAAUGUUUAAACUUGCAGACAAACAGCUGCUAAAUUGUUUUCAAUUUAUUGGGUUGUUUAGUUGAGCAGGUGCACAAUUAGACUACGCUGAUCAAUGUUCCACUCGGACCCUCCGUCCACACCUCAGCUACGGUUGGUUUGUCAAAACGCUUCUAUCCUGCCUUAUCUAUUCAUGACAAGAGUCAAGUAUUGUUCAACUCCUAUUUUAUUUUUGUCUGAGCAACAUCUCCAUAUUUCUUGAGUGCUCAUGUUCACUAUGAAUACAUAUGUGAAUCACUUCACAACUGAUUAAGUUUUCCUUGUAAAAUAGUUUGCAUUAUUUUCCCUCUGUCCAUGGAGUUCAUUCAGCCAACACAUGGUCACUAGAUGAAUGCCAUUCAUCAGCCUCAGAAACAAAUUUAUUGUUCAGCCCUGAAGAACGGCAAAAGAAUGGAUACAUUUAAAUAAAUUCCCUGGUCCACUGAAGGCUGUGGAAGUGGAUUGUAGCCUGAUGAAUGGAUCCAUCAGCAACCAAACUUUUCUUGUUGGCCUCCAUCUCUAAUAAGUUGUCAUAAAAAGAUUUGCUCUUAUUUUGUGAAUCAGAAACCAACCACAAAAUGUUUUUUUUUCCAAUGGUGAAAAAUCAGAACAUGGCUUCAGAAAAAAGGAUGAUUGCCACUCCAGUUCAUCUGCUUUGAUCUAGACUGUGUAAUGUAUUAACUAAAAAGCAUCCCGGCACAGAGGUGAAUUUGACAAUUAUGGAAAAUAGCACUUACUUUUCAAUUUUGUCCUGAAAAGUCUUGGUGGUGUAGCUCAGUUGGACACUUGAACAGUUGAAACGUGGCCCUAUAUGUGUCUGAUUGUCAAGGAAAAGUUGGAAAAAAUUGAAGCUAUCAUAAAGGUCAGACAUUGUUUAACAGUCCAAAAAGCACUUUGUUUGAAGCUUACCGAAGACUUCAGCUACUGACACGAUUGAACAAAUACAUGAAAUGUGUCAAGGUUCUAUUUAAUGUCAGGUUAACACAAUGUUUUCAGCAGUUAUGACAUCUUCAAAGUUAUUCUAGUGUAGCUUUUAAAACUGACACUUUCAUUGUCUGUUCUUAAAGCUACACUCCUUUAUUUCCUUUGAAUAUGUGUACUUAAAGCCUGAAUAACACAAUCAGCUUGUGUACCUUUAGCAAAUUGCAGCCAGAAAAUCUGAAGGCAAGAUUUUAUUUGACCACCAUGUUAUCAGUUGUCUCCAGGUUCUGUUUUGACUAGUGAGUGAAUGGAAAUAUAAAGGAUUGUGUAUCCAUAACCUCUUAAAGAAGUGACUGACUUGCACUAAUUUAAAAUCAGUCAUAGGUUAAGAUGAAAAAUCUCAAAGUGUGGCAUGUUUAAUUUGAUGUUAUGCAAAAUCUAAUGUCUGCAGAGUAUUAGUCUGAAUUUAGUUUUUAUUGCAGUAAGUGUGACAAUUGUAAAUACUUUGUGUACAAUUUGAGAUGGUAUAUUUACUACACUGUACAUACAUGUGAUAUUGUAUCAUUUUGUUUUUGUAAAGCAGUUAGUUUCUGUAUAAUAAUAUACAAAUUGAAUUAUUCCAGUGUUAGUAAUAAAAUGUUUUGCUCUCCACGA